Bipolaris maydis ATCC 48331 is the source of this 1410-nucleotide messenger RNA. RefSeq lists its product as uncharacterized. Lineage: Eukaryota; Fungi; Ascomycota; Dothideomycetes; Pleosporales; Pleosporaceae. The record is from RefSeq and is a predicted model, not a curated record. Gene Ontology annotation, molecular function: hydrolase activity.
UACCAUUUACUAACGCAAUUAAGGCAGGUCCAUUACCGAACUAUCUACCGUUUCGUAUAAUAUAUAUUUGUCCACGAACGUGUAGAACACAUAGGUACAACUAUUCCUACGAACAAUCCUUUCAUACAAAUAACCAUGCCUUCAAUAACUGAGACUGUAAAAGCACAUCAGCCAGAUCUGGGUCCAUACGAAGAGCUCUACAAAUGGUUUCACACUCACCCAGAGCUUUCAUUCCAAGAAAAGAAUACCGCAGAUGCGAUUAUUAAACACCUCGAGACCUUCAAAGUGUUCACGAUCCAUUCUUCCAUCGGUGGCCAUGGAAUAGCUGCCAGUUUCUCAAAUGGUCCAGGAAAAACUAUCCUUUUGCGUGCUGACACCGAUGCCCUCCCCGUUGAAGAGAAGACAGGACUGCAGUACGCCAGUACAGCGCGCAUGAAAGAUCUUGACGGUGUUGAGAAGCCGGUCAUGCAUGCCUGUGGGCAUGACAUGCACAUUACUUCGUUGCUCGCGGCUGCAGAGUGCUUGGUUAGAUGCAAGGACGAGUGGAGUGGUGAGUUGAUAUUAGUGUUCCAACCCGCCGAAGAGAGAGCAGGCGGAGCCCAGAAUAUGGUUGAUGACGGACUAUACGAAAAGGUCAAAGAACCAGACGUCGUAGUCGGAGCACACGUCAUGCCUGAAAGAGCCGGAGUAAUUGGCACAAAACGUGGUCUCAUCGCCAGCUCAGCAGACAGAUUUCAACUUCGCAUCCCAGGUCGUCAAGCCCACGCCUCAACCCCCCAUCGCAGUGUUGAUCCCAUCGUACAAGCAGCAUCCACGAUCAUGCGUCUCCAAUCCAUUGUGUCGCGCGAGGUUGACCCCCUGGACUUCGCCGUUGUAACUGUCUCGGCCUUCCAUGCCGGCGACGCCGAAAACAUCAUUCCCUCGGAAGCCAACCUGAAAAUCGACGUGCGCGCAGGUCUGCCCCAAACUCGCGAACGCGUUCUAGCAAGCGUAAAACGCAUAAUAGCUGCUGAAGCAGCUGCCUCCAACAAUCCCUCUGAGCCCACACUAACACCGACAACACAAUUCCCCCUGUUAUUCAACGAAGACAGUGUCACCGAUGCGCUGGAGCAGUCCUUUUCCCAGCACUUCAAGCCCGGUAAAACGAGUUAUCAGAAUGACAUUGCGAGGCUCCAAGGAAGCGAGGACUUUGGUAUUCUGGCUACGGCGAUUGGGAAACCGAGCUGCUUUUUCCUGUAUGGAGGAAUAGAUCCCAAGGUAUGGGACAAGGCGGAGGCAGAGGACAGGAUAAGUGAGGAUAUCCCUGGAAACCAUAGCCCGUUUUUUGCACCAGUCGUUCAGCCUACUCUUACUGUUGGCAUGGAAGGGUAUGCUGUUGCGGCAUUGACGUUUUUGAGAAAGGGGCCGUAG